Molecule: messenger RNA, 4953 nt
Organism: Magnusiomyces paraingens
Lineage: Eukaryota; Fungi; Ascomycota; Dipodascomycetes; Dipodascales; Dipodascaceae
Exons: 2
Coding region: 1-4953 (1650 amino acids)
Source: RefSeq, a predicted model, not a curated record
AUGGAUACCCGGUCACCACCGACACUGUCAACAGCACCGGAGCUACUAAUGCUACCUGGGAUAGUAAAUAAUAAUAAUUUGGAGCCCGAGCCUGUGCCUGUGCCUGUACCUUCUGAUACUGACGAAGCAAACAAAAUUCUAGCUUCUAUUUUACACAACCUUGCAACAACCACAGAACCUACUACUACUACAACAACUAUAGCAACCGAACCUGUUUCUACAACAGAACCAGAAAACCACUUUGGGUCAGCUUCCAAAAAGGAUUUUGGCCCGAUACUAGUUGAAGAUAUGUUUAGAUCACCAACACCUACACCUGAGAUGCCCUUAAACGUUGAAAUACAUCAACACAAUAAUGACGCGACGACUUUUCAACCACCAGUUACAAGCGAAUUGCAUGAAGAAAAUACCACUACUCAAGUCAAUGAAUCGCUUCCACUUUUUGACCCUCAAGAUUUCCAUAUCUUAAUUCCAGAUAAUGGUCCGGCUACUGGGGAUUUGUCAACCCCUUUGGAAAAUGCUCCAGACCAUUUUUUACCAGUUUUGACAAAGAUAGAUUCUACAAAUACUCCAUUUACACCUCCACUAAAUACUAAUGAAGAUGGGAAUUAUGAACAUGCCUUUUUUCAAGAAACCUCGGAGACUCUUUCAAUAAUGGCUCCACAAUCAAUGACCCCGCAAUCAGAAGCUCUGCAAUUAGAAAAUCCACAACCAGAAGCUUCGCAAUCAGAAGAUCCACAAUCAAAAAAUUUACAACAAGAAGCUCCGCAAUCAAUGGCCCUGCAACCAAUGGCCUUGGUACGCCGCCAGUCUAAUCCACCAAAACCAGGAGUCCCAGAUGUCCCAUUUGUUCUUUUGGACGAUGAAGAAAAUUCUGGAAAUAGUAAUUCUUCUAUUCCAUUAAAUGUGGUUCAGUCUGAAAAUAAUUUGCAGGCUCCGACUUUUUCAGGCAUUUCAACUCCUUUGGCAAUAAUGGCCCCACAUACCCUUCAACUAACAGCACCAAAACUAGGGCUUCGAGACUCACCGCUUGUGCUAUCAGAUUCUUCAGAUGAUGAAAAUAUAAAUAAGGCAGAAGGCGCGUUACCAACUGUGACUCCAAUUGUGGCGGCACGGCAAAGACAUUUUCUACUUCCAGUUCAGCCCAGCAUGUAUGUGAAUCGAAAUGGCCAUUUUACAAUCCAAACGGAAGGCUACAACUUUGAAGACCCUCCUAAUAUUGUUACGACGAACCAACGGGGACCACGACACAAUGUAUGGCCGAGUAGUCGUAUUCCCACUUCAGAAACAAUGUUUGAAAGCACUGCGUAUCCAAACCCAAACAACUUUAUACCUAGAACCCCACAUGAAUCACCCACAGUCGCCUUAGUUGUAUACUUUCAACAAUCCUUUGCUACUCUUUUUAAAGGUACGCCGGAGCUGACCCCUCAGAUUGUGGCACAAGAAAUUAUGGAGGGAUAUUCUGAAACCGAAGCUGAUUCAUGGCUCCCCGCAGGGCUUGCUGCUUUUGUGGCACGUACCAUUUCACUGAUUCUUAACAAGCACCAGAUUUUGGAGCCACCUGCAACGUUUGAGCAACUUAAAACUACGAAAGACCGAGUGGAAGCUAAAAAACAGGACCCUGAUUGGCGAAGAAUGGUAUAUGCGAUUCGCCAAGUACGCCGAGAGUUUUCAAGCAUAGAUUCUGAAAUACAGAAACACACCAAACCUUUGGCGCAGUUUCUUCGUCCCAAUGCACACUUGGGGGUUUCCCAUUUACCCUGGGAGGAAAGGUUAUUGGCUUUGUCUGGGCUGGUAAAUGCGGCUCUGACGUCUGCUAAAUCCGUACACGCGCUUGCAACAGCAGCACGCCGAAACUGGGGGCCCAAUCUAUCACCGACAGACCAUUUAAAUGGGCAAGCGUUUGGAUAUGAGCCUAUGACAUUUUCUGCAGCAUCUUCACAUGUGUGGCGGUUUGUUAUGGCAGAAGCAAUGCACAAGGCUCACAGUCCUGCGUAUGUGGCAGCCGCAGCUCUUGGGCUCCCAUAUCAUCCAGAAUUUGAAAAAACACUGGCCAAGGAGUUGAGAAGUGGGCACGAGCAGGUUCAAAUGCAAUUAGAACAACGUCAGGAGGCCAAGCUGCAGUUGCAACAUCAGCAGUUUCAGCAGCAACAGUUUCAGCAGCAACAGUUUCAGCAGCAACAGUUUCAGCAGCAGCAGCAGCAGCAGCAGCGACAUAUUCAACAGCAGCAACAGCUGCAACACCUACAACACCAGCAACUUUUGCAACAGUUACAACAACAAAAUUUGCAACAAUUACUGCAACAUGAUAUUCUACAACAACAAGGGCAAUCACAAGAACAACCACAAGAACACCAAAAAGAGCAGCAGCAGCUGAAACCAGAGCAGCAGCAACAGCAGCAGCAACAACAGCAACAGCAACAGCAACAGCAACAACAACAGCAAGAGCUGCAACAACAGCAAGAGCUGCAACAACAGCAAGAGCUGCAACAACAGCAAGAGCUGCAACAACAGCAAGAGCUGCAACAACUGCAAGUGCUGCAACAACUGCAAGUGCUGCAACAACAGCAAGUGCUGCAACAACAAGAGCAUCAACAAGAGCAUCAACGAGAGCAUCAACAAGAGCAUCAACGAGAGCCUCAGCUAUAUCAGCCACAAGAUCAGCAAAAGGCACAAGACCAACCUCAAGAGCGGCAGCAACAGGAACAGCAGGAACUUGAACUACAACCGCCACAACCGCCACAACCUCCACAACCUCCACAACCUCCACAAUCUCCACAACCUCCACAACCUCCACAAUCACAACAACAGGGCACUCUGGGAGAAAAUCGAACUUUUACGGAGAAAUUGUUUGCAUUCCAGGAUCGACAACGGGCGCCGGUUGCACUUGGGCGGAACGUGCGUACGGAAGAAGUGUACUGGUUUGUUCAAGGCGAAAAGUUUAAUACUACAGUGGACUGCGAGGAUAACUAUGACGGGCCUCUUGGGAACUCAUAUAAGCGUGGGUAUGGGGAAUUUGCAGUUUACGAAGAAAGAAACCCGUAUCUUGGGGCAUUGAGUCAUGAGGAUGAGGAAAUUAUUGAUGACGAGAAAAACCGACAGUCUGGGUUUACACUUCCUGCGUGGCGGCUUGUUGCAACAACAGUUGCAGAGAUGCGGGAACUGGUGGAGCGGGUAGGUGGAAAUGUUCCGCAGCUCGGGGAGAUUGUGGAGUGUAUGGCUCCCAGGCUGUUGCGUGGAGAGGCGUUUCGUGCGCGACAAAAGGAGCGUGCUGAGGCAAUGCGAAUACGUAAGGCACGGUUACGGGGGGCAGCGGCGGCAAGGGAAGUAGCUGGAAAAGGUAAAGGUGAGAAGAAUAUUAUGAGGCCACGACAUCGAGUUGCACGAGGUGGAUACCGAGAAAGCGAUAAGAAUAAAGAGAAUAAAGAGAAUAAAGAGAAUGAAGAGAAUGAAGAGAAUGAAGAGAAUGAAGAGAAUGAAGAGAAUGAAGAGAAUGAAGAGAGUGAAGAGAAUGAGGAGAAUGAGGAGAAUGAGGAGAAUGAUGAAAGUGAGAAAAAUGAAGAGAAAGAAGAGAAUGAAGAAAAAGAAGCGACUGAAGAAGGUGAAGAAAGUGAAGAGAAGGAGGUGGAAGUGAGAACAGCCUUUAGACGACUACGGUCUCACCGGUCUCCUAAACGUCGUGAGGUUAGUGAGACAGUUGCAGAAGAGUCUGAGGAGAUUAAUUCCAAUGAACCUGAGGAGAUUGUUGAAGUUCAAGAAGGUAUGGAUGAGGAACAAGUUGAAGAACAAGUUGAGAAAGAAGAUGAUGAUAAAGAAGAUGAGUUAAUUGUUGUUGUUUCUGAGGAAGAUGAAUCCAGCAAUCAAGCAGAAGAGGUUGAUGGAAUGGACGAUUCGGAUGAUGAAAGUAUUAAAGAGUUGGCCAUUGUUACACAUACGUCAUCUCAAUCACCUACCCAUAGCCAAAGUGAUUUAAAUGUUUCAGAAGUCAAUUCCUCGGAAUCACCAUCUACUUCUCGAAGCGAAUCAUUAUCUUUGGCGAAAAAGAAGAAGCGAAAGCUAAGGACUCCGUCUGUACAGAAAUGGGGGGUGAGUGGAGGGAGGGUUGAGCGAGUUUUACGGUCAAAGCAGCAACAAAAUCAGAGUUCUGUAACAUCUUUGGUACAGAAUGAAGAAGAAGGAGAAGGAGAAGGAGAAGGAGAAGGAGAAGGAGAAGGAGAAGAAGAAGAAGAAGAAGAAGAAGAAGAAGAAGAAGAAGAAGAAGAAGAAGAAGAAGAAGAAGAAGAAGAAGAAGAAGAAGAAGAAGAAGAAGAAGAAGAAGAAGAAGAAGAUAAAGAAAGAGAGAAAGAAGAUGAAAGUUUGGGGGUGAUGAGGAAGUUAAGAUCGCGAGAAAAGAAGAAUGUUGUUGGAGAGGGAAAGGAUAAGAAGAAGAAGAAUGAAGAAGCUCAUUCGGAGGUCAUUGUUGUGAUUGGACGUGAUGGAGAAGUGUUUGAAGAGGUUGUUGAGAAGAAGGGAGAUGAAGGAGGUGAUAAGGAUAAGAAUGAUAUGGAUGAUGAUAUUGUUGAUAUUGUUGAUGUUAUUGAUGUUGAUCAUCCUCAAGUUGAGGAAGAGCACAAGACUCAGAACAAGAAAAGAUCUUUGAGGUCUCAAGGGAGUGUCAAGACUCGAGUUAUUGAUGAAGGUAUUACAAUAGAGGAAUCACAAGGGGGUAUGGAUUUAAGUGACUCUGAUUCAGUAGCAGAGAUGGAAAAACAACUUCUUUGUCCAAUCAAUAAGAAAAAAACAAGAAAAUGGGAAGGAAUCUCAAUGGCACAACGGAAAAGAAAGAAAAAAAAUAUUAUUAAUAUUAAUAAUAAUAAACGGUCUGGAGAGGCUCAGGUGAAUACUGGAAUUAGUGAAGAGGAGCUACAGUCACCAGCCUCACCAUUAUCUAGACGGUCCAAACGACGGUUGCGAUAA